Molecule: messenger RNA, 5678 nt
Organism: Gavialis gangeticus (Gharial)
Lineage: Eukaryota; Metazoa; Chordata; Crocodylia; Gavialidae
Product: nectin-3-like
Exons: 9
Biological process (GO): symbiont entry into host cell; homophilic cell-cell adhesion; heterophilic cell-cell adhesion
Cellular component (GO): adherens junction; apical junction complex
Source: RefSeq, a predicted model, not a curated record
UGGCCGGGCCGGCGGCGGGGGCGGAGGGUGCCCGCCGGGCCGGGGCUUGCUCUGGCGCUGCUCCUCUCUCGCUUCUGCUGCAGUGCCUUAGCUGGACCGAUUGUUGAUCCACAUGUAACAGCAGUCUGGGGGAAGAAUGUCACGUUAAAAUGCAUAGUUGAUAUAAAUGAAACAAUAACACAAAUCUCAUGGGAGAAGAUGCAUGGUAAAAGUGCACAAACUGUUGUUGUUCAUCAUCCUGAAUAUGGGUUUUCUGUUCAAAGAGAAUACCAUGGAAGAGUGUCAUUUAAAAACUCUUCACUUAUUGAUGCAACAAUCAGCCUAAACAAUGUGAGCUUCUCUGAUGCAGGAGAGUAUAUAUGCAAAGCAGUUACAUUCCCACUAGGAAAUGCACAGUCAUCAACAACUGUAACUGUAUUCGUUGAACCUGCUGUGAGCCUUACAAAGGGACCAAACUCUUUAAUAGAUGGUGAAAAUCAGACAGUAGCAGCCAUUUGUACAGCAGCCACUGGAAAACCUGCUGCAGAUGUUGAUUGGGAAGGAGGCCUUGGUGAAAUGGAAUCUAGUUCAACUUCCUUUCCAAAUGAAACAGUGACAGUUGUAAGUCAGUAUAAAAUCAUUCCUACCAGAUUUGCAAGAGGAAGACGUAUAACUUGUGUUGUAAAGCACCCAGCUUUGGAAAAGGAGAUAAGAUAUUCUUACGUGCUGGACAUCCAAUAUGCCCCUGAAGUUUCAGUGACUGGCUAUGAUGGAAAUUGGUUCAUUGGAAGAGAGAAUGUUCAGCUUAGGUGCAAUGCUGAUUCUAAUCCACUACCUAUGGAAUUCACCUGGACCAGGCUGGAUGGGCAAUGGCCUGAAGGCUUACUGUCUAUAAACAAUACUCUGCAUUUCAACAGCCCACUAACUUACAAUUAUACUGGAACUUACAUCUGUAGGGUGACAAAUUCCCUUGGUCAAAGAAGCGAUCAAAAGACUAUCUACAUAUUAGAUGUGCCAAUUAAGCAGACCUCUUCUGUCGCUGUAGCAGGGGCUGUAAUUGGAGCAGUUCUUGCUCUCUUUAUCAUAACAAUCUUUGUGACAGUGCUGUUGACCCCAAGGAAAAGAAGGCCAUCCUACCUGGAUAAAGUGAUUGAUCUUCCUCCCACACACAAACCACCACCUUCAUAUGAAGAAAGAGCUCUCUCUGUGUCUCAGAAAGAAAUCAUUCUUCAGAAAGAGAAUUUCCCUUUGCAAAGCCCAUACAGAGAGAGAGCAGCUAGAAAUUCACAGCACAAAAAACCAAUAAGUGGCAGGCAACUUAACUAUGAUGAGAGAGAGCAAUUGGGACAAGAAGGUCCUCAACAAAUGUACCCAAUUUACAAGCAGAUGCAUUACCAGGAUUGGAGUUCCAAAAACCAAAACCCAGGAGCUGGAAGAAUCUACAUCAAUCCUAGAGAACACUAUGUGUGAUUAUAUCCCCUGUUGUAUAUUUCCCUACAGAAUAUGUUAAAUCAUUCCAACUUUUUUGUUGCUAAUCCAAUGCUGUUUGAUUAUAGGAUCAAUAUGAUCUGUUCUGUUUAGCAGGGAUAGUCAAUUUUUAGUUUAUCUACUUGUUAUCUUUGAACAGAGGAUAGAGGUAGGUGUGAAGAGGCAAAUUCCUUGAGAAGCUGUUUAGUAUGGGACUUUAAUAGGUGACUGACUUUUUUUUGUUUAAUUGGUAUUUUGCAUGUGUCAGUAUUGUUAUGUUCUUCAAACUGCUGUGAUCUUCCAAAUGAAGAGCCUCAGCUGGCUGUGUCAACCUCACUGUACUUCAGACUGGCCAGCCAAUUCAUAAUAUGAGGACCUAUGAAGAAAUAUGGACACAGUUUGUUUAAUUUCUUUGGAAAUUCUCUCUUUUUAAAAUAGUUAAUUAUUAAAAAUGCAAUACUUGUGCAUUAAAGAUAAAGCCUAAGCUAGAGGGAAAAAGUUGCCUUCUGUGAAAUGAGUAGUUGGCAGCUGUGAAUAGGCUUUUGUUUAACUUUUUAAGACACUUCAGAGGAGUGUUAUUGACUGGCGGAGUGACAAAACUUGGCCCUGGCUGCUGUUGCCUUCAGGUACCUCCUUUCCCCCAUUCCCAUGAAGAUUUAAACUAGGCUUGUCUUAAUGUAUUCUCAGGACAAAUACCCCACUUGUCUUUCCACUCAACUGCUGGACUGCUUUAUUAGAAAACCUAGGUUCCAUUUUCUUCUUACCGUUGGCUGACUUUAGCAGACCUGCUCUAGUGUCCCUAUACAUACUGUUUCCAACUUCCCAGAACCAAUUAGCUUUUGGUGGUAGCAAGAACAGGAGAGCUUCAAUUGUGGACAAUGACUUUUUUAACUCUUGACUAGGACAGGUAUAAACAAAAGUAUUAUGAAAUGUUGAUUGUGAAUGUAUUGCCAACAUGAAAAAUAUCACAGGGGAAAUUGAUGGUAACAGUAUAGAGCUGUAUUUUUAAGUUAGCUUUUCUAGAGAAGAACUAACUUUUCAUAAAUAAAAAUGUGUGUUUUUGGUUUUAAGAGCUAGCACAGAUUAGCUUGUGAUUUUAAAGUUUCUGUUGUUCAUUCAUCCAGUUUACCAUGGCAGAUAAUGGAACACUUAAAUGUAGCUUGUGAGAGAGGGUAAAGCAUAAACAAUGGGAUAUAAGAAAAACAAGAACCUUUCCACAAGUUCAGUUUCAGGUAAAAUGAAAACCAACCACAAAAUUUCUACUAAUCUUAUGAAUAAAUUUUUGUGGUUAGCUUUGUGUUUUGUUUUGCCCUUAAUUACCUGAAAGUGUGGCUAGGUUACUAUUUAAGAUGUGAUUAAAAGGUUAAUUGUCUUAAGCAUAACAUCUGCCAGGGGCCUGAGAUGCUUCCUUUAAUAUUUUAAAAGACUCAAUAGAUGCUACAAAAUUUAUUCCAUAGCAGACUUAAUAGAACACUUGAAUAUUGUUUUUGAAGAAUGGAAGAAAUCUCUAGAGCACUUAUCCACUUACACUAAGUAUUAAACAUUUAUUCAAAAAUGCUUAUUUUCAACAGUAGCUUUUUAGACAGUAGCUCUAUUUUGUAGAUAGCCAAAGAUAGUAAAGCAUUUUCUUCUGCUGUAUUAAAUCAAUUAUUCUUCCUGUGAUUUUGUUAAAGCUUUCAUCCUUGAGCAUCUAAAAUAGCCCUUUGAAAAAGACUGUGCUUAACUUUUAUAGUAUGAAACAUUUUAGUAGUAAUGAUUCCAGGUUCUCAGAAAACAGAUUUGUGCUGAAGUCUAACCCUGUGGCAAGGCAUGAUUCACUACAAAAAACAUUUCCUAUGAGCCAUUUAACUAGAAAAAAAGAGUUGCUGUCCCAACCAGUAGAGGUUUCUUGAGUGAGGAGGAGGAUUCCUAACUGUGAACUUAAUCAGGUUUUCCAGCUGAAACACCAGCAUCUUAACUAUGUUUUUAAAAAUAAUGAAACUUUAACCAUCUUAUUCACAGCUCAAUAGAAUGUAGCUAUUGGGAUCUGACAGAAAGAAUUGUUUAUUAAUUAUGAGGCAAAAUCAAAGACAUGAAUCUUUGUUGAAAUUCAUUGUGAUAAGUCUCCCAAUGAAAAAAAAUCUUCAGAAAGAAUUAAAAUUAGAGUAUCCAUUGCUUUCAUCCAGAAGUAACUUGGUUUUAUUGAUCCUGUAGAAAUGAGACUCCAUGACACAGUCUCAUACAAUUAACACCUAGCCUAACUUUUACUAGGAGAGGGCAGGCAAGAUUAGUUCCCACUCUGUUAUAAGAUGGAUGAAUUUAUUUUGCAUCACCUGGGUGGAUUUGGUUUGAUGACUUUGUUGGAAGGCGGUCUGGCUUCCAGUGAUGUUGGUAGGAUGCCUAGCAUGCUGCUGAGAGCAUUUUCUAAUGUUUUGUCACAUACUCAGUAUGAUACUCUAAAAAUAAGAAAAUUUUGAACACUGACAGCUUUUCCAAAGCAGUCAUCCUGCCACAGUUUCAGGAAGACAAACCCCUCCAUGAUCCUCAGAAAUGGAAGUGAAGAGAGUACAUGGAAGAGAUAGUAUUGGUCUCUUGAAGACUUGUUUGUUAGCCAUGAUAAAGUGUCCUUUCUCUGCCUAAGUAAUGACUGAUGAAACUACCUGACUUGCUAAUUUAUUGCUCUGUGAAUUAGAAAAUGCCUUGAAUUCAUUGCAGAGCAAAUCUCAAUUUUACUGCUGUGGAAGCCACUGGCAGUGUAAAAAUAAAGUAUUUUGGGGCAUAAGGGUUUGAUUUCUUUUUUAAUCGGAGUAUAAAUGAUGUAGGGUUGUUCUUUCCCUACAAGCAGAGCUACAAAAUUCAAAUGCUUAACCAUCCUUCCUCUGGCUCUCCAAAGUUUAUGUAAAAUAUGUUUCGUUACAGGGUUGAUGCUUGUUGUGACCUGAAGGAUGUUUGUAUCCCUGUACUCCUAUGCCCAAGACAAACUUAGUACAAGAAGUGAGUGAGACAGAUGACAGAUCAAGUAUCUAUAAAACUUAGUAAGGAACAAAUUCUUAAGGCAUGUGUUCAUAAAUACAGUUUUUAAAAAAAGAAAAAAUAACCUGCUAGGCUGAGGGCACAAAGAUGUGGCUUCCACAAAAACGGCAAUUCCCUGCAAUUUUGGCAUGGAAUCACCAGGAAAGAUUGUGGCUGCCCCCCGUCCCUGCCCCUGUCCCUGUCCCUCUCUGCUCAUUGACUGAGAGGGCUGCCCAUUGUAUGACCCUGUCCCUCUGCAAUCAGCAGCAAGGGGCAGGACCAUAUGAUGGGUAGCUCUCUUAGCCAAUCAGUAGUGAGGGGUGGGGUCACUGGAGCCCCUCAGCCAAUUGGUGGGGGAGGGGGCACCAAGAAAGACAGUGCAAAUGGUGCAAUGCAUUGCAAGUGGCCUGCUAUUUUUAUUUUGCCUCAGUGUGGUUUAGGUACAUCCUUACUAAUGACACUUGAUAGACAAGUAUUUUCAGUUCAUUUUAUGGGUAGAACCUGGGAGCCCCAAAGUUAAAGAUACCCAUUAUGUCUGCCUCUGUACAGUUAAUAGGUAACAGUCCCUGGCCCAGGUGGCUUAAAACCCUAUGUGACAGAAAACAUAAUGAUAGAAAAACUAAACUGGUGUUUGGUUAAGAAGAAAAAGAAAAAAAAGAGGACAAAAUAAUAACACCAAAAAAUAAGGCAGAACUCCCAAAGUCACUUAUGCCAGAUAAUUGUGAAAGGGAUGAGUGAACAGAAUAUUGAGUAUAACUGUGAAAUGGUGUAGCUUUUCAAGAAUACCAUCCUUGGAGAAACAUGUUUCAGCUUAUGUAGGCAGGCCCAACAGCCCCAUUUUUAGAAGUCUGAUUUUUGUUUAAGGACUUUUGACACUGUACCUGGAAUGGAGCUUCUUUAAAAAUAAAUAAAUAGCUACAACUAGGGAGGGUAAACGGCUUCUUUUUUGAUCUUUUGCAUCUCAUUCAGAUCCUGCAGCAGUCAAAUUGGUAUAGUUUAGAAGUGGCCAAUGAAGUUGGGUGCCUGGACCUGUGAGUGUUUUAAGCUUUUAAUAUGCUAGUCUCUGAAUUCGGACAGUUUUUCUUUUUUCCUGUUUUUGCAAGCUACAAACUGAGUGUAUAAACUCCAUAUGGCACUGGAAAAUUCCAUGUGGUGUGUUAAUUUGAUACCCGCUGCUUUGUGGAAUGGCAGUAAUCCUAUAUUGCUUUCAAAAAAAAGAAGAGGGCAAAUAAAAAAAAAAA